Messenger RNA from Aspergillus saccharolyticus JOP 1030-1, 1209 nucleotides. RefSeq names its product transcription initiation factor IIA large subunit. Bases 1 to 1209 code for a protein of 402 amino acids. Lineage: Eukaryota; Fungi; Ascomycota; Eurotiomycetes; Eurotiales; Aspergillaceae. The record is from RefSeq and is a predicted model, not a curated record. Gene Ontology annotation, biological process: transcription by RNA polymerase II; transcription initiation at RNA polymerase II promoter. Gene Ontology annotation, cellular component: transcription factor TFIIA complex. The transcript is spliced from 3 exons.
AUGCGGCAACAGGGUACGGUGUUCGAUCGUGUCAUCCAGGAGGUUUGCGAUGGCUCCCAGGUGGACUUUGAAGAAAGUGGAGUGGAUCAACAGACGCUUUUAGAUCUGCGCAAGAGCUGGCAAAAGAAGCUAUCUUCGUUGGGCGUCGCUCAUUUCCCUUGGGAUCCCCCACCACCGCAACAAGCCCCUCCCAGCCAAACCCAGCAACAAAUACUCCCUCCCACUACCACUGUCCCCUCUAACGCCCCUCGACCUGCUCCAUCCCCUCAUCCAUCCCAACAACAUGUUCCUCCUCCGCAGCAACCCAUGCCGCAAUCCAUGCCCAACACGGUUCCCCCCAUGCAAGCUCCCGCCCCGGUAGGUGUACCCCCUCAGCCAAUGGGGCACCUUCCACCGAUCAAGACGGAGCCUGGGGUCAACAAUCAGCCAGGAAUGAUGCCCAUGAACAACAAUAACAUGAUGCCACCAAGUGGUUCGACCCCUCAAUCUGCUCAGCAACGGGCCGCUGACAUGCUUCGUCAACGCUAUGGAGCGGCGGCUGCCAACUCGGUCAGCCAGUUGCAGGCUCAGUCGCAGGCAGCCAUGGGUAUGCCGGGCCAGCCACGCCCACCCAACAUGCAGCAUAUUCCCAAUGGCCAGGCGCCUCAGAUCAAGCAAGAGCCGGGCUACUCACCUGCUCCCCGCCCUUCCCUAGGGAAUGCUCAAACCGAUGGUGCCGGAGACGCGCUUUCCGACUGGAAGGCAGAAGUCGCCCGCCGGCGUGAAGCCGCACAACGUCAGAACGGAGAGGGCGAUCGUCUGUUGCGAGAACACAUCCAACAACGCAUGAUCCAGUUUGAGGGUGGAGGCCUGAUGGUACCCUUGGAAGAACGUCAGACCACCUCAGCACGUGGCCUCUCACUCAAUCAACUAAGCGCAACGGAAGCGCAACCUUCGGCUGUUCCCAAGGCCCAGUUUGACGGGCCAGGUGGUGACGAUGAAAGGGAAGAGGAUGAUGAAGAUGCCAUCAACUCUGAUCUCGAUGACCCGGAUGACCUUGUUGCCGAAGAGCACGACGGGGAUGAGUCCAUGGGGCAAGUCAUGCUUUGCACCUACGACAAAGUGCAAAGAGUAAAGAACAAGUGGAAGUGUACGCUGAAGGACGGUAUCCUGACCACGGGAGGCAAAGAAUAUGUUUUCCAUAAAGGCCAAGGCGAAUUUGAAUGGUGA